Messenger RNA from Auanema sp. JU1783, 831 nucleotides. The record is from the annotation of a GenBank genome assembly. Lineage: Eukaryota; Metazoa; Nematoda; Chromadorea; Rhabditida; Rhabditidae.
AUGUUAGUCUCCUUACCCAAUGAUGUCAUGAUCUCAGAACAAUAUGAUCUUCAGCAUGAUUAUAACGAUAUCGUGCAACCAUCCACUCAUAGCCAUAACACGACGGGAGAAGAAAUUGAAAUAGUUUUGGAUUCGAAAAUCGCUUCAUAUAUAAGAAUUAUUGGAAAUAGGUCCCGAGGCAUUUUUAUCGAUCACAUCCAUAGAGAUAUAGAAAAUGAUUGUCGUCUUCAAUCGGGUGAUCAAAUAAAGUACUGUAAUGAUAAGAACUUUGCUGGCUUAACAACGGAACAGGCUGCAUCUGUUCUUCGAUAUUCUCUCAACAAUUUUUGCUCAUUACGUCUCGUAAUUCAUCGACAUGAAAAAGCUGCCGAACUUAUGGUCUACAGACGAAGCCUUGUCUCUGUUGCCCAGGAGCAGGAGGAACAAUGGCGAAUUGCUAACAGCACUCACCGCCAGCACCCCACCGCCUCCAUGACCAUGUCUAAAUCACUGCCAGCUUUCAAUAGUUGGAGUAAUUGUCGAAAGCGUGUGUAUCAUGUCGCUCCAUCAACUACAACGGCUUUGUUGAAAACUUUCGAAAUGGAAGAAGACAGUGAACCUUUGACAGACCCCUCCACUAAAUCACGCAAGAGCUUCAACUUAUCCAAAUCGAUCCAUGCAUUCGAUACUUCGGAAAUUCGAGAGAAAGUUACAUGUCCUAUCUGUAAUAAAGAGACUCGUCUGAAAUUUCUUCACAUAUGGACUCAUAAUUGGAUGAAUUCUGCUCGUCGCCUACUGCCAUAUUCGAAAUCUGAAAGUGCACUCAAUACCACACAGUACACUCUCUUAUAA